This is a messenger RNA of Pongo pygmaeus (Bornean orangutan), 6589 nucleotides long. RefSeq names its product rhomboid 5 homolog 1 (gene RHBDF1). Gene Ontology annotation, cellular component: endoplasmic reticulum membrane. Gene Ontology annotation, molecular function: serine-type endopeptidase activity. The record is from RefSeq and is a predicted model, not a curated record. The coding region runs from base 3528 to 6311 and encodes 927 amino acids. The transcript is spliced from 18 exons. Lineage: Eukaryota; Metazoa; Chordata; Mammalia; Primates; Hominidae. Gene Ontology annotation, biological process: regulation of epidermal growth factor receptor signaling pathway; regulation of protein secretion.
AUUAGGAGUCAAACAGAAGACUGAGGGUCAGAGAGCAGCGUGUGGGUGGGGAUGCUGGAGGAGCCACCUCCCCCUGGGAUGAGGCUGGGGUGAGCUGAGGACACGUCUGGGCAGGUGUCCCGGGGUGAGGCCUCUUGCUCCAGCUGACCUCGGCAGCAGGCAGUUCCCUGGGCAGAGUAGAGCCCAGGCUUGAUGGUUCUGGCCCCGGGGUUGGCAGUCAACACUGCUGCCAGUUGUCCCUGCCAGCAUGGUCCUGUGAGUGUGCAGGGCAGGCCUGAGCACAGAGUUGGUUGCUGCUCACACCUGAGGAUGCAGCUCUCCACUGGCUGUGGCCACUGUCUAUGCCUGGACUGGCCAGAGCUUCUCUCUAGUCUCUUCCCAAACUCGACACCUUUGGAGGGUCCUGUCCCCAGGUGUCCCCAGGGCUGCCCUCUUAUUGCAUAUGUUCUAGGGCCCUUUCACCCCCCAGUUCCUGCCCCCCAGAGAGUGCCAAGCACCCACAGGCUACCACUCUGUGGUGGAGUCAGCCGCUGCCUAUUGUGCCAGGCACUGCUGUGACCCCUGCUUUCCAGAUGGGAAAGCUGAGGCUUGCUUAGGGUUGUAGGUGGUGGAGACACAUGGGGCCUGAGCAUCAGCCUGGGCUGUCCCCAGUGGCCUCCCUGCAUCGGCUGCUGCUUUCUGGCUCUCCCUGCACCUGUGCACGUGGCCAGCUUGAUGGGUGCCCAGACAUCCCCAGAGCAGAAACCUGAGUUAACAGGACUCUCCACCAUCCCCCACCCAGCCCUUCCACACCAGGCCCUGCAGGCAGCCAGAGUGGACGUCAGCGUGCAUGGCGCCAGUGGCUCCCUUGACCCUCCUCGUCCCUCAGCCUCAUCGAGAGUCCUGCCUGCAGCCCCCCAGCUGGUCCUGGGAUGCACUGUGGCUUUGGGUGUCUCCUGAUGGGGCUGGGCCUGGGCUGGCAGCUGUGAUCCUGCUGCAGUGACUCAGAUGCUGUGUGACCCCAGGCAGUCAGGCCUUCCGUGGGCCACGGUUUCCCCAUACACUGAAGGGUCAGCGGGGUGGGGGAGACACUGUUUGGAUCCCCCUGAGGGGCUUUCUGGGAACAAGAGCCCACUGUGCGCCUGGGGAAGGCCUGGACACUGAGCCACUGUCUCUGGGAGGGCAAUGUGCCGCUCCCUGGCCAGACUCUUUGUCCAGCCUGGGCCUGCCCCUCCCCACGCCUACUCCAGCUCUUCCUUUGGAAUCCCACCCACUUGAGGCCCAGAUGGGGAUCUUGGCACACAUGGGUGGGGCAGGCCAGAACACCCAGCACUGCCCACCCGCAGGACCUAUAACUGUGGGUUCUCAGGUCCCCUCCUGCCUGCACUCCUAGCAGCAGGGGUUUUUGUGGAGGUGGGAACCCCAGGAGACCUGGAUGUACAGGCAUGGCGGCUGGUGCCUCCCUCAUGAGCUGAGCGCUCUACUGUCUCCUGGUGCCGACUGUGGUCCCCGGCUGAGACAGUACUGGGGAGGUCAGGUUACCUGUACACGUUCACAGCUCUCAGCUCUUCUCACCCCCUAACUGUUCCUGCUUGAACCCGCUCAUGUCAGACAGCUCCUCUUCCCAGACCCAGUUGAGAGGUCAUCUUGAGGAAUCCUCCGUUACCCCAGAUUAGGGACCCGAUGGCCUGCGUUCUUCAGUGAUCAGUGUUUACCCAGUGGUGGCUUCAGGGCAGGCCAGUCCUGAGCACUGUGGAACCAGCAGUGAUAAGACAGUGGCCCAUACAUAUGUGAAUGAACUGCUGUCUUGUGCUGUGCCUGGGGAUCCAGGCCAAGGACCACCUUUGGGGAGUAGGGCAGCCUGAGGCUGCAGGUCCUCCAACACAGGGGAGGUUGGGCAGAACGCAUUUGCAGGGCUCUGAGAUGGGAGGGAGUCAGGUGUGAGGAGCAGCAGACAGCAGGAGCCAGGAAGUCAUGGAUGUGUGUGAGCCCAUCAGCUGGCAACGGUCUCUGUUGGCAAAGGUACCUCACACUCCUGAGUGAAGAACCAGCUGGAUGUCGCCUAGUGCUGCUGGGCACAGGUGGAGACUCCUGGAGAGGCUGGCCCCCUGGAUUCAGCCUGCUGAUUCCUGGCAGUGGCCCCAGUCUCUACGCUGGGCCCUGCUCCUCUCUGGCCCCCAUAAUGGCCUCACUAAGAGCAUUCGUCCAUUUUCUGGGUAAGAACAUGCUGGGAGUGUACUCAGAAUGCUGUCCCAGCACCGUGGGUUCCGGAAGCCCCUUGCCGACCACCACCUGCCUUCCCAACGUGCCUGACGCUGUCUGAAAUUCCACCCUUAGUGUCUGAGACUCAGAGGUGGUCCCUCCUGGCGAUUCCUUACCAGCAGGGUGAUGGUACUGAGUCCGUAUGCCCUGUGGAGGGAGGGCUGGGGGACGAUGAGGAAGUCGAGCUGUGACCCCUUCACACUGGCUGGACCGUAUCCAGGACACGCAGGUCUGGGCUGGGUUUGGGCCACGAGUCAGAUGCAGAGGGGUCUCCUGGUGCAGUUCCCAGAGGGACCUUGACCCACCCAGUUCUCAGUUAGGAUGCCUUCCUGUCCGACCCUGUUGCACUCUGGGGCUCUGCGUGGGCGAGGGGCCCUGGAGGGAUUUCCCAGUGAUGUGGAGACUGCUGCCCUUGGCUCUUGCCCUGGAUUCCAGGCCAAGUAUGGGCCAGGGACAGGAACUCAGCCUUAGGGGGCCAUGUGGAUGGAAUGACCCUGGGCACCAUGCCUGGGGAGUGCCCCAAAACUUUGCCCCGCAACUCUCACCUGGGACCUGAAGUGCACAGUCAGCUCAGAUAAGGGGCUGGAGCAUGAGGGGCGGGGGGUAAGAGCCAGCAGAAGGCAUCCCUGAAGGACCCCCUCCCACCUGUGUCUGUUCUGGUCCAUGUAGGACCAGUAGGGGCUGUGAGCAGCAUUCCCAGCCUUUCCCUGGUAGUACAGGGUCGGAAGAAGCCGUGAGCUCUGUCCCAGGCCUGUCCCUGGCUGGCAUAAGACCAUAAGGCGCUGUGAGCAGCACCGUGGGCUGUCUCUAAUUGUGCUGCCCUCCAUAUGUGACCUUGAGCAAGGCAAGCCUGUGUUUCCUGGCCUCAGUUUCCCUAUUUGUACAGCAUAGGUGGGGCUUUCCUCCAAGCAGUUGAGAGGGAGACCUGUGAGUGAAAGCCAUUUCUGAGCCUGAGUGGGUGGGUUGCCCACCCCGCAGUUCCGAGCCUGUCAGAGGCUGCAGCUCUUUAAAGAGGCUGAGGAGUUUGGGGUUUUCUGUCCAAAAUUGCUUCAGUUCUGGCCAGCCCCCCACUAUCUGUCUCGUGUCAUGCUUAGGGGCCCUUCUCAAUCUGGGUCUCCACUGGAAUCGCCGUGUGGUCCCCCUGGGUUGGGGACAGCUGCAGGUCUGCCAGGAAGGUGUAAGGGGGAAAUGCAGUCGUAGUCACAUGGCCAGGCAGUGGUGGCCAGAAUGGAACCCUGGCCUAUCUGCUCUGGGGCCUUGCCCUGGGCCCUGGCCCUGUGCCUGGGAUGCUCGUGGUAGAGCCAAGCAUGCAAUGCCCCGCAGCCCCGGCACCCAGCCGCCUCACUGCUGUUUCUGGGUACGUGGCACCACCUGGUGGUCACUGUGGCGUCUGCGCCCGGGUGGUUUCUGGACAGUCAUUUGUGCACAGGAGCCCGGGGCCACCAGCUGCUGCUCUGUCACCCUCUUUCCUGAAUGUGGCCUGCCUUGCUCUGCCAGGAACCAUGAGUGAGGCCCGCAGGGACAGCACCAGCAGUCUGCAGCGCAAGAAGCCACCCUGGCUAAAGCUGGACAUUCCCUCUGCGGUGCCCCCGACAGUGGAAGAGCCCAGCUUCCUGCAGCCCCUGAGGCGACAGGCUUUCCUGAGGAGUGUGAGUAUGCCAGCCGAGACAGCCCACAUCUCUUCGCCCCACCAUGAGCUCCGGCGGCCGGUGCUGCAGCGCCAGACGUCCAUCACACAGACCAUCCGCAGGGGGACCGCUGACUGGUUUGGAGUGAGCAAGGACAGUGACAGCACCCAGAAAUGGCAGCGCAAGAGCAUCCGUCACUGCAGCCAGCGCUACGGGAAGCUGAAGCCCCAGGUCCUCCGGGAGCUGGACCUGCCCAGCCAGGACAACGUGUCGCUGACCAGCACCGAGACGCCACCCCCACUCUAUGUGGGGCCAUGCCAGCUGGGCAUGCAGAAGAUCAUAGACCCCCUGGCCCGUGGCCGCGCCUUCCGUGUGGCAGAUGACAUUGGGGAAGGCCUGAGUGCCCCACACACUCCCGUCACGCCAGGGGCUGCCUCCCUCUGCUCCUUCUCCAGCUCCCGCUCAGGUUUCCACCGGCUCCCGCGGCGGCGCAAGCGAGAGUCGGUGGCCAAGAUGAGCUUCCGGGCGGCCGCAGCACUGAUGAAAGGCCGCUCCGUGAGGGAUGGCACCUUGCGCCGGGCACAGCGUCGAAGCUUCACUCCAGCUAGCUUUCUGGAGGAGGACACAACUGAUUUCCCCGAUGAGCUGGACACAUCCUUCUUUGCCCGGGAAGGUAUCCUCCAUGAAGAGCUGUCCACAUACCCGGAUGAAGUUUUCGAGUCCCCAUCGGAGGCGGCGCUAAAGGACUGGGAGAAGGCACCGGAGCAGGCGGACCUCACCGGCGGGGCCCUGGACCGCAGCGAGCUUGAGCGCAGCCACCUGAUGCUGCCCUUGGAGCGAGGCUGGCGGAAGCAGAAGGAGGGCGCCGCAGCCCCGCAGCCCAAGGUGCGGCUCCGACAGGAGGUGGUGAGCACCGCGGGGCCGCGGCGGGGCCAGCGUAUCGCGGUGCCCGUGCGCAAGCUCUUCGCCCGGGAGAAGCGGCCGUAUGGGCUGGGCAUGGUGGGACGGCUCACCAACCGCACCUACCGCAAGCGCAUCGACAGCUUCGUCAAGCGCCAGAUCGAGGACAUGGACGACCACAGGCCCUUCUUCACCUACUGGCUUACCUUCGUGCACUCGCUCGUCACCAUUCUAGCCGUGUGCAUCUAUGGCAUCGCGCCCGUGGGCUUCUCGCAGCAUGAAACGGUGGACUCGGUGCUUCGGAACCGCGGGGUCUACGAGAACGUCAAGUACGUGCAGCAGGAGAACUUCUGGAUCGGGCCCAGCUCGGAGGCCCUCAUCCACCUGGGCGCCAAGUUUUCGCCGUGCAUGCGCCAGGACCCGCAGGUGCACAGCUUCAUUCGCUCAGCGCGCGAGCGCGAGAAGCACUCCGCCUGCUGCGUGCGCAACGACAGGUCGGGCUGCGUGCAGACCUCGGAGGAGGAGUGCUCGUCCACGCUGGCAGUGUGGGUGAAGUGGCCCAUCCAUCCCAGCGCCCCAGAGCUUGCGGGCCACAAGAGACAGUUUGGCUCUGUCUGCCACCAGGAUCCCAGGGUGUGUGAUGAGCCCUCCUCCGAAGACCCUCAUGAGUGGCCAGAAGACAUCACCAAGUGGCCGAUCUGCACCAAAAACAGCGCCGGAAACCACACCAACCAUCCCCACAUGGACUGUGUCAUCACAGGACGGCCCUGCUGCAUUGGCACCAAGGGCAGGUGUGAGAUCACCUCCCGGGAGUACUGUGACUUCAUGAGGGGUUACUUCCACGAGGAGGCCACACUCUGCUCUCAGGUGCACUGCAUGGAUGAUGUGUGUGGACUCCUGCCUUUCCUCAACCCCGAGGUGCCUGACCAGUUCUACCGCCUGUGGCUAUCCCUCUUCCUGCACGCCGGGAUCCUGCACUGCCUGGUGUCCAUCUGCUUCCAGAUGACUGUCCUGCGGGACCUGGAGAAGCUGGCAGGCUGGCACCGCAUAGCCAUCAUCUACUUGCUGAGUGGUGUCACCGGCAACCUGGCCAGUGCCAUCUUCCUGCCAUACCGAGCAGAGGUGGGUCCUGCUGGCUCCCAGUUUGGCAUCCUGGCCUGCCUCUUCGUGGAGCUCUUCCAGAGCUGGCAGAUCCUGGCGCGGCCCUGGCGUGCCUUCUUCAAGCUGCUGGCUGUGGUGCUCUUCCUCUUCACCUUUGGGCUGCUGCCGUGGAUUGAUAACUUUGCCCACAUCUCGGGGUUCAUCAGUGGCCUCUUCCUCUCCUUCGCCUUCUUGCCCUACAUCAGCUUUGGCAAGUUCGACCUGUACCGGAAACGCUGCCAGAUCAUCAUCUUUCAGGUGGUCUUCCUGGGCCUCCUGGCUGGCCUGGUGGUCCUCUUCUACUUCUAUCCUGUCCGCUGUGAGUGGUGUGAGUUCCUCACCUGCAUCCCCUUCACUGACAAGUUCUGCGAGAAGUACGAACUGGACGCUCAGCUCCACUGAGCUGGCUGUGGGCUCCAGGGCACAUGCGCUCCAGCAGGCUAGAGAAAGACACGACAACCCUGAGCCUCACAGGCUUACAGGAGUCACCUGCUCCAUGUGGGGACUGGCCUGUUUCCUGAACACAGACCUCUUUCUUGUGCCUUGUUCACUUCUGCUGAACCCCUCGUACUGCCGGGCAUUUAUUAUACUCCUUCCUGUCAUAACCUUCUAACUUGUUUGACGGCCACCUCAUGUGGCCAGUAAAUGGACUGGGAGCGUUUUAGCUGCCAUUAACUUGA